This is a messenger RNA of Struthio camelus australis, 634 nucleotides long. NCBI's taxonomy places the organism in Eukaryota, Metazoa, Chordata, Aves, Struthioniformes, Struthionidae. The record is from RefSeq and is a predicted model, not a curated record.
CGCUGGGCGGGCGCCGGCUGCCGGCUCCGGCUGAAGGAGGAUGGUUUUACCCGGGACUCUUCCGGAGCACUAGCACAGACACUUUUGCCGCCGACAGGCGUCUGCAGCGCUCAUCUGAUGCAAUGGUGGGAUCUGUUGCUCAUCUGGUGGCACCGCAGCACUGCAAGAUCAGUUGCAUCGGCUGCAAUCAAGUUUGCAGGGUCGAGACAUGGGAGGAUUGAGCAUGUCCGUGUAACUGUGCGUGCUCUUCAGCGUUUCUUCUGACCGCGUCUCUUCCUCACCCGCACACAUUUUGCUAGUUCCCGCUUUUGAUUGCCAAAUACACAAGCCCUCCGCAUUCAUAUCAUUCAUCUUGCUUUGGGAACUAGCUGGAAAGACCAUGCAUCGAUUUGUCUUGGUUGCCAAGCAAACUGCGGCAAGCCUGGGCUGCAAGGGGCCGGGGGGCUGCCGGCGAGGAAGGAGGGAGGGCACGGCGCGCUGGAGCAGCGCUGCCAAGGCCUCUGCGGUGAAGAUCAGCGAGAAGGCGAGCAGGGAGAAGAUCCUGACGCUGGAGUCCAUGAACCCACAAGUGAAGGCGGUGGAAUAUGCGGUGCGGGGCCCCAUCGUCCUCAAGGCCGGCGAGAUCGAGAAGGAG